Asparagus officinalis (garden asparagus) is the source of this 1255-nucleotide messenger RNA. RefSeq names its product ubiquitin-conjugating enzyme E2 22-like. The record is from RefSeq and is a predicted model, not a curated record. The transcript has 7 exons. Bases 334 to 1095 code for a protein of 253 amino acids. Lineage: Eukaryota; Viridiplantae; Streptophyta; Magnoliopsida; Asparagales; Asparagaceae.
CCGGUGUUUGAUUUAGACCAAGAUGUUACACGAACUUGUCUCGUGAAACUUUGCCACGUAUUUCUCUCCCUCUUACUCCUAACCUAAAUUCUUCCCCCAAAGCCCAAAUCUCACGUGAAAAAUCCCUCGAAUCCAAAGGAAAAUUCGAAAGUUUCAGACCUUUGUGAGCUGAAGUGGAGAUUUUAUCACUCGACUCUUUCUUCAGGACUUCGAAGGCAUUAAUCUAAACAAAUUUUAGAUUCCAAGUAAUCUUAGUGGAUCCAAGUUUCAUAUCCUUUGGAAAACAACGAGGAUUCUCAAGAUCGUUUCACCCAGCAUUUCUGUUCCAUACAAAUGGCAACCAAUGAGAACCUUCCCCCUAAUGUCAUUAAACAGCUUGCUAAGGAAUUGAAAAAUCUUGAUGAUUCCCCACCAGAAGGCAUUAAAGUGGUUGUUAAUGAUGAUGAUUUCUCAAUUAUAUAUGCUGAUAUUGAAGGGCCUGCUGGAACUCCAUAUGAGAAUGGUACAUUCCGGAUGAAACUGUUGUUAUCACGUGACUUUCCCCAAUCGCCUCCAAGAGGUUAUUUUUUGACUAAAAUCUUUCAUCCGAACAUUGCAACAAAUGGUGAGAUUUGUGUUAAUACGCUGAAGAGGGAUUGGAAUCCCAGUCUUGGAUUGAGACAUGUUCUGACAGUUAUCCGAUGCCUACUGAUAGAACCCUUCCCGGAGUCUGCACUCAAUGAGCAGGCUGGUAAAAUGUUGCUUGAGGAUUAUGAAGAGUAUGCUAGGCACGCAAGGUUAUACACCGGGAUCCAUGCUCUUAAGAAACCAAAAUCCAAGACCGGUGCAAUAUCAGAAUCCACUACUUCUCUAAACAUCGAUUCGACUAAUCCUGUUCACAGUAGCAAGAUUUCAUCACAGUCUGCUAGUGGACAUGCAUCUAGAGUUCCAGGACUCACCGAGCAAGAUCAAAACACAAUUGCUCCAGUGACUGCCUCUAUUGGUGGAGCCUCCGUCUCAGCUGUUCAGAAGAAAGCAGUUGUGACCGCUGCAAAACCUCAGAUGGAGAGAAAAAAGGUGGUGGAUGCAAGGAAGAAGAGCUUGAAGAGAUUGUAGAGGGGGGAUGAAAUGGUGGAGAGCGACAUAUUAAUAAUAAACGAGGCACUUUGUGUUACUGAAAUGGGUUGUUGUAAUGUUGUGUUUAACUUUUUUUCUUCUUGUAAACAUACUGCAGUUUUUAAUCUUAAUAGCUCUCCAAAUUGUUCUUUCAGUUCAA